AUGGACAGUUUUUCUAACCUUGUACAGCACCGCAUUGAGACCGCGGAGCCUCUUCCUCUCACAUACGCUUCGCAGGAUGAAGGUGCGUCAGUGCCCCGCCAUGUGGCGUCGCUCUCGCCCAAGUCGGUCAGCUUUGAUGUCCAACCGUCCAAGAAGCUUUGGGACAAGCUCGAUGCAGAGGCAAACGGUCCUCGCCACAAUACGUAUCCAUCCCCUCACACUGAGCGCGACAUUCGCUGGGUCAACUCGUCGAGCCCCAGCAGCCGCAACGAUGUACCCCGCAAAUCGUCGGCGGACACGGCACAGAUGCGCGCGGCCUUUGAAAGUUCACUAGGCGUCCCUGCCGCACAGGACCGUUCGCUUAGUGCAUCGCUCGUCGAAUGCGACACGUCGAGUCCUUCCCGCGCCCCCUGGGACCGCCCGUGGCCCAGUGCUCCGCAGAACCGUGGGAUUCCGACGCCAGACGUAUCGAUGGGCUCCUGGGGUCUCGGAGCACGUCCGCCACCGGCCGCAGAGGUCAUGUACGGCGCACGCGAUCCCCGCUGGACCGAGGCCAAUUACCUGCCCACGGGUGCGAAAUGGGUCGCGCCGGUGCCGUACGCAGAGGGGGCGCCUCAGGCGAUGCCUGCCUGGGCCGUCCAUCCGACGCAACCUGUGCCGCCACGCAGGAUGGACGGAGGUCACAGCGACCGGUUCCACCAAGAAAUCUCUACUCUCUUCAUCGCCGGAUUCCCGGACGAUAUUACCGAUCGCGAGUUUGCCAACAUGUUCCUCUUUGCCAAGGGAUUCGAAGCGUCAAUGCUCAAGCACCCUACUCCCCCGCCGAACAAAGGCGAGGAGGGCGAGCACGAGACAAAAGAGGGCCAGCACGAGUCGGCAAACGUGCGCAACAAGCAGAUUAUUGGAUUCGCCAAGUUUUAUACGCGCGAGGAGGCGCUCGAAGCACGCGAAGUGCUGAAUGGCUUCCGUGUCGACCAGGACCGCGGAUGUAUCCUCAAGGCGGAGCUCGCAAAAAAGAAUCUGCAUACCAAGCGCAGUGCGCCGUUUGUGCCCAACAAGCCGAACCACGCUGCGCCGCGCUCGGCUUCGCUCUACGACCCCCAGGCCACGCUCGAGGCGCAGGCCGCGUAUGCCGCGGUGAUGUCUGGCUAUGCCCCAAAACUACCCACGCCGCUCAACACCUCGCUCGCAGAGUACGCGCGUGAUCCCAAUGGAAUGAUCCACAGUGCCCCGCCGCGCCUCGACCCCAUGGUCCCCAGCCCGGGCGUGGUGCAAUGGCCCACGCCCCAGCCGUACGAGGCGCCGGUUUCAGGCAUCGACCCCAUGGCUUAUCCCGCGCCGGGAGCCCCUGCUGCAGUCCCACCCCUGUUUGACUCUGCGCGCAUGCCCCUUCCUGUGAAUAUCAAGCGGGGUCCCCAUGCAGAGUCCGGCCUGAGUGACCCGCGGCUCCUGCCCAGAGACUCCAACCCCGAGGCAUUUUCCGCUCUUGAUGCUGCAGGCCAGCUGGGUCGCAUGCACCUUGGCAACGGGGUUCCCCGUCCGGACGCAGUGAAUGAACGCGGUGGCUAUUUCGGGCACGAUGCUCAUGACGUCACCGGUGCUGCUGCGCGUGCCAAUAAUGAGAUGAGCAGCUUUAUUGCGCUGGGACCCCAGCGGCACAGUCCGGUAUCGAUGUACCGGCCGGUGGCGUCGCCGCAGCCCGAGUCCGAGAGCGACCCUGACCGUGGUGGCGCACGCGGCGCGUCCCUGCCAAGUGCAGGCGACGGUGCAGGUGCUCGCCAAGGUGAUGCUUCCGGCAGCUUCUCGCCCAGCGCAUCGGUGGAACUAGACAUGGAUGCGAUGACGGGAUUGGAACAAGCUUCCUAUGCGGCCGGCUUUGCCCGCGGAACGAAGCAAGGCGAGCAGUACGGCUUCCGCGAAGGACGCACGCUCGGACGCGAAAAAGGGUUUGAAAUCUGGGAAGAGAUCGGCUACUACCUCGGCACGAUUCGCAUGUGGCGGCACAUUCUCCGACAGGAGCCCAGCUCCAACCGCAAGGCGCAAAAACAAUUGCAGCAUUUGUCGAAUCUCGAAUCUCUGAUCCGCGAGAUGCCGACUCAAAACGAUUCGUCGCUGCUUGAGCAGCCCGGCGCAUCGAACGACUCGCCCGACAAGGACGCGCCUGAUUUGCAGAAGCUGUUGGAGCGAAUCCGCGCGCGUUUCAAGCUGGCAAGCUCGAGCCUUGGCACGCCAGGCUACCCUCCUCUUCUUUCUUCAACACCUGUCAACUCGGCAGAGGAGCGUCUGGAGACCGCGCAGGACGACCGUGUCCCCAAGCCGCGCCUUGCCCGGGUUGGCGGCCAAAUGGUCGAUGUGAAUCAGCUGAAUCAUGCUGCGAUUGAAUGGCGUGUCAUCUUUGGCGGCAAAGGGAGCCAGGUAGCGCGCGUCGCCCUGCUUGGCCUUGUCGCGAAUAUCGUGCUGUGCUUGAUGAAGGCCGGCGCAGGCAUUGUGCUGAACAGUGCCGUGCUCCUAGCCGAUGCGAGCCAUGCGAUUUCCGACACCUUUGGUGAUAUCAUUACGCUUUUUUGCCUGUACAAAGCGCAAAAGAAGCCGACCAGGAAAUACCCGUUUGGCUACGGCAAGCUCGAGACGAUCGGGUCGGUGGGCAUCAGUGCGAUGCUCUUUUUCUCGUCGCUUGGGAUCAUUGUGCAUGCCGCGUCGCAGCUCGCGCGGCACGCCCCCAGCUGGAUGAUGGCGCAAGCGCCGCCAAGAAGCACGAUGCCCCUGGCCCCGCUCCUCGACCUUUUCCGGGAGGACCACGGCCACGGCCAUGGCCACGCGCAUGGAAGCGUGGAACCGAGCGCGUUGAUCUUUGCGGCGAUUGGCAUCAUUGCCAAAGAGGCCCUGUACCACUAUACCUUACGAAAAGCGCAAGAGACGCGCAGCUCCGUGCUCGAGGCGAGUGCGUAUCACCACCGCAUGGAGGUCCUUGGCUCGCUCGGCUCGUUUUUUGCGAUUGCCGGAUCCUGGCUAGGGUCCCCCGUGCUCGACCCCCUGGGUGGCCUGUGUCUGGCGCUCGUCUAUGGCUACCAAGCCUGGACGCUGCUCUUUUCCGCGUUGCAGCAGCUCUGUGACCGGAGCGUGCCGGACGAGACCUAUGCGGCUAUUGCGCGCGCGCUGGACAGCGCCGUGGCCGACGUCCAGGCGGCGCAGCGUCUGGACUGUGCAUGGACAGGCCUUGCGGCGGUGAGCAGCGGCCCCUUUGUCGUGGCGCAUGCCACGCUGCACUUUUCGCCGCAUGUGCGCCUUACCGAGGCGCACGCAGCCGAGCAGGCGGUCGACACGCAUGUGCGAAAAGCGUGCCCCGCAAUGUAG
Messenger RNA from Malassezia japonica, 3354 nucleotides. RefSeq lists its product as uncharacterized. Gene Ontology annotation, molecular function: monoatomic cation transmembrane transporter activity; RNA binding. The coding region runs from base 1 to 3354 and encodes 1117 amino acids. NCBI's taxonomy places the organism in Eukaryota, Fungi, Basidiomycota, Malasseziomycetes, Malasseziales, Malasseziaceae. Gene Ontology annotation, cellular component: membrane. The transcript has 6 exons. The record is from RefSeq and is a predicted model, not a curated record. Gene Ontology annotation, biological process: monoatomic cation transport; transmembrane transport.